Coniophora puteana RWD-64-598 SS2 is the source of this 1519-nucleotide messenger RNA. RefSeq lists its product as uncharacterized. Bases 232 to 1512 code for a protein of 426 amino acids. NCBI's taxonomy places the organism in Eukaryota, Fungi, Basidiomycota, Agaricomycetes, Boletales, Coniophoraceae. The transcript has 7 exons. The record is from RefSeq and is a predicted model, not a curated record.
CCGUGAUACACCUCUCCCCUGGCUCCCAUUGUCGUAUUUGAGGGCCUGCCAGUCGUUCCUUGAGCCCCGCUUGAGUGGGUGCGACAGCGUCUUUGCUUAGGCGCUGUGAAAUAGAAGACCUACAGCGUGCACUCGUGGGCAUGACUUGGCCCUUGCCUAAACCUUGUAUUGUCCUCGCGUCGGUACUUCAAUGCCCCUUCUUCCCGUCCCUUCCGUCCUGCUGGCACAGUCAUGGUCGCCGCCAACUUCCUUAUAGAUGACAAGUCCCCGCUCAUCUUGUACGACGCGAACUUUCUGGCCUCGGAGGGGUUGGACGAUGUUUCAGGCUUGUAUUACGGGGGCACAUAUACCAUCACGGACGUCAACCCAUCCACGAUGAGCUGGUCAUUCAAUGGGACUUCUUUCACAAUCUGGGGCUGCUUGUCUACGAACCACGGACCGUACUCAUACACGGUGGACGGAGAUAACCCUGUCAUGAGGAGCGGAAUGUCGUCUGUGCCUCUGUUCCAACAACCGCUGGUUUCGGUGGAGGGACUGGCUCAGGGAUUGCACACGGUCAACGUCACGAAUCAGGGUUCUGGGAACACUUCGUUUCUGGACAUUGACAUGGUCACAUGGCAGUCUGACCUUGACGCGUCGGGAUCGCUCUCCAGCGAUGUCAUACAGGACAGCGAUCCGCGCUUCCAAUACGACUCUUUCUGGAACCAAACUCCAUUGAAUGUCUCGUUGUUUAGUAACGCAUCAGGCCAUGCUACGACAACAGCGGAAAGUGCUGUAACUUUAUCGUUCACAGGGCUCGGAGUCUCGUUGUAUGGGUCGGUCGGUCCAAACAACGGGAUGUACCAGGUGCAGCUAGAUGGAGGAAAGCCUCAGGCAUACAACAGCACAUCAUGGGACACGUUUACGCAGGUCAUGCUGUAUCAUGCGAACGACAUAGGCGACGGCACCCAUGAGCUGGUCCUCACUAACACCCCUCAGACGACGUCGCAAAAUAUGCUCGCCAUUGAUUACGCCGAGGUUCUGACAGAUGGAAGUUUUCCCGCUUCCAAUGCUUCAAACGUUCCCAAAGGAGCCAUAGCUGGGCUUGCGGUCACAAGUUUCAUGGCUCUCCUUGGUCUGGUUUCUUCCCUACUGCUUCUACGACGGUGUCGACAGCUCGCUAGCCGAGUUGAUCGGACGUUCUCCCUAUUGACCCCUAUCCGCGAGUUUGCCCCGAAACCGUUCGAGACGGCCGAGGGUGAAGCAAGCACGACGUCGGUAGCUGGCGGGCCUGAUCCGAUCGUCGCAACUGUUACGCCUUAUCGGCAGCACGCGCCUCAACCUUCGGUUUCUGCCUCCACUGUGACUGCUGCCAGCACGAGCGCUUUUGCCGGGAGCUCGUCGGGUGUUUCGCACCAGCCUUCGAGGCGGACUAUCAACUCGGACGUCGCUUCGUCGGUCAUCUCUCCCUCAGACAGAAAACAACGCUUGGUGCUUCAGAUGCCUGGGGAGGCACCUCCGGCGUACUCCUGAUUGUUCC